UCCAGAGGAGUGCGGGUGUGGUGCAGCAGUUGGGUGAAGCCCAUUUUAAUCUUCCUCGUUUUAAAUCGCUGCUCUCGCCAGUCACGACCACAGCCGUCUCUGCCCACGGAGCGUUGCCGAAAGAGGUGGUCAUGACCGGCCUACCAAUGACGCCGCGCCGGAACCUGCCCAGGCAGGUCACCAUUGUCGUCUUCAAUCCGGCGGGGGACACGACCGUCGUAUACCACAUGCCGCUGGAGCUGCUACUCUGCGCGGCCUUCCUCUUCCACUUGCUGGAGGGCGAUCAUUCACCUGGGUCGACCCGGGGAAACCAGGCGAGGCGAGGCGUGACAGAGCGACCCGAAGCACGACGUAGACCGUAUCUGGGAGCACAUCCGGUAACACGUCCCGAGGCGCGCCCUGAAGCACGUCCUGGAGCACACCCUGGAGCACACCCGGGAUCACACCCUGGAUCACAGCCUGGAGCACACCCUGGAGUACACCCUGGAGAACACCAUAGAGCACACCCUGGAGCACACCAUGAAGCAGCCCACGGAACACACCCCGGAGCGUAUCCCAGAACACAACUUGAAGCAUACCCUGGAGCACAUCCUGGAGUACAUCGUGAAACAAGCGCUGAAACACGAUAUAGGGAACACAUGGAAAUAGGUCCCAGGCUGGACAGAGGAGGGAGUGAGGAGCGCCCCUCGAGAGGUCCGGCGCCUUUGUCCAGAGCGGCGACCCCCUGUCAUGGAUGCGAUUUCCAGCAUGGAGAGUUGCCGUGCAGCUGCGGAGGGCGAAUAAGUGUUCACUGGAGGUGCGAGGACCGAACAGGGGUGUGUGCAGUCACCUUCUACUUCCCCUGAAGAGGGUUGGGUAGACCAUAUUGACAGCGAAAUUCGGGAAAACGUCAUUCUGUUAAAUCCAGAUGUGCCAAUGGAUCAGCAAGGUACCCAGAUGCAUUGGAACCAGCAAGGCGAGCGGCUUUGGUGGACUACGAGCCCCGGAAACAUUCAAAGCAGGGAAGGGGUACCUAACAAUCACCAGGAGCAGACACAGGGCGCUCUGCCGAACAACGCAGAAGGGUACCAGCACGACUUCGGGGACUGCGUGGAGAAAUACACAAUAGUUGUGGACCUCAAGGCGCAUAAAGUACAGGAAGCUCCGCACAGCAAUGCAGAACGAGAGGCUGCAAGACGGAUCUUUGAUAUCUCGGAUGUGGAUGGCUCCGAGCUUUGGAGCCAGGGCCAGGGUGUGCCUGAACAUGGCACUAGUACUACUUUGGAAAAGCAGCAAGCCUGCCUGCGUAUGUGCGAAGCACUGGGAGAGAUUACGCGUUCGGUCGUUGUUGACUUUAAGGAAAAAGAGCUCUUCUCCACCGCAUGUCAAGACGAUGAUUCAGACCAGAAUAAUUUUGCUGGUGGAAGGACAUCAAACACCGAUCGCUCGUCUCACGUCGACCGGGCUGUGCAGGUGGAUACUGCUGAUCUUGAACAUCGGAACUGCUAUAAAGUGGGUGACCUUCAGGACAAAUCCGUGCAGUGUACCACUGUCCACCUUCCCGGGAAGAACACCACAGAGGAGACAAUUAAGGCCAACAGAAAAACCAAGCGCACGCCUGGGACUCCUAACGACACCGAGCGCUGCACCUGCGCCGGGCCCGUGGACCAAGACCACGGGCUGGAGAGCCAGGCCCACGUGUGUGACGUUCAAAAAAACGAGGAGUCCGGCUCCGAAGGUGCAAAACCGAAGGACUGUGAGCGCAAGACGCACAGCCGCUCAGACUGUGAUCAGCUGAGUCCGCUGUCCGAGCGGCGGCGUCUGACCGAUGACGGCACCCGCCAUCACCGCGAUGCCGACGAGGCCCACGCGCGGGGACGCGACCCGAUCGGUCGGGGCCGAUCGGGUCCGGACCCGUCGGAUAGCCCGUCAGGUAUCUGUGCCUGCCGCCGCGGACAGUGCGGAGGCUGCAUCACGGACCUGCAUCGCAUUCGGAGUGAAGGACAACACGGGGACCGCGCGGUGGCUGAGGUCACCUUGAUUUCUCCGGAGGAGUGGCGGCAGAGCCAGUCGUCCAGCGUCCCGGUGCGACUUCGGUCCAUCAUGAGGUGCUCUGAGUGGUCUUCUGCAAGCGUCGAGGGCACUGGUGUGACCUUUCCGCUCGGGCUAGUCGGCGAGGUUUACGAACACCAUGGUGGAAGUGAACAGCUGCUGAGAAGAACUAAUGAAUCAGACGAAAAAGAUGCUCUCGUCGACAUUUUCUUAGACGAAUGUCCAUUAGUUUCGGCCGACCGUGUCUGACUCUUUGACUUCUCUGACUUCUGAGCGAACUGCACCCUCGGCAACCGCUCAGCUCACUCUCAGGUCAGACCUCGCAGGUAACUGGCUGUCAAACGAAGAUUGCAUCGUUACUAUCAAAGCAUUCUUCGACGGAUGCGGCGGCGGAGGUAGCCAGUUUUAUCUACAUCCUGGAUCUGCCACUAAACCCUGCGUAGACUUAGUCGACUUAAAGGACCGCCAUGAGAGCAGCCUGUCUUUUAAAUCGGAGACUCGUGGCUGGCGAUCCAUCGGAGCGAGGGGCGGCCGAGAGGCAGGGCGGCAGCACGGGUGUGUAAAGUGGACCACAUAGUUCAUAUAUAAACAAACAGGAUGCCAGUGUGGGCAGGAAAGCUGCCAGCGGCACACCGUCAAGCGGCGCACCCUCGGAAGUGAGGACCGGGGAGUCAGCCGCCGAUAAAAGCGGUCAGGAAAGACAGCAGGAUGUGGGACAGCUCCAGGAGAGACCACCAGCUGAAACACAGCAGCAGAGCGCACAGCCGGCUGGCUCAGGCUCUGCUUCCACAGCGCCGGGCGGGCAUCUGUUCAGUGGAAACGCUGAUCAGGAACCCGGCGCAUCCAACAACGGAUCCCACACCAUGGCGCGCAAGGUCAUUUUCCGCACCCGCAGAACGUAUUCUGAUCCGUCGCAGCCGCGAUCAACCACCCCUACAGGAUCCACAGAUUCCGAGGAAGCCUGCUCGCAGGAGAACGCAGGCCGGAAAUCAAUGGUGCUUGGCUCCUUUCAGAACGAAUCUCUUGCUGCUGUGGAUUCUGCAGAGAACGCAUGUAUAGCCAGGUAUGAAGGUUCAGAGCCAAAUGGAGACUGUUCGAAGCCCCGAUCGGCACCAGAAGGUGUCUCGGAUAUUGCCAUCGGCCCCCCUGCGACGCAGCGCACGACCAAAAGUGGACGACAGGCCAUGGACAGCAUGCUGAACGCUGAAGCCAACAGACGAAAACUCAGACGCGAGCGGAAGAAAGCGAAACGAGCGAGGCGAGCGGCUAAGCUACAGCGCCAGGCGAGACGGAAGACUGUCCUUGAAAAAAGAGCGAACAGAGCUCGUAUGUACCUGCAGCAUGGUUGGCUGGGGAGAGCAGCGGCUAGGACGAGAAGCCGCCAUAGAGAACGCGGAGGGGACGAACCAGGCGAUGACAGUCGUGACGAAAGGUUUAGAGAUGUUCAGGCCAAACGGCAACGUUUCUUCGCGACAUUAGCGUUACACAAAGACAAGGUCAAAGAGAAGUCCAAGUUACCUGGAUCAGUCAUCUCCCAACUGCGGUUCUCUCCCUCGACUGGUAGAGCGCCGUGCAGUCCCAGCACGAGCAGAGAUCGAGGUGCUGCUAACCAUGCCACAGUUUCCGUAGUCGUCUCCUCGUCGGAUAUUCUACUUGGGAAUAGCAGUGUCAUAAACCAAACCUUUGCCGAGAGAGGAUCUCAUGCCGAAGCUUCCACUGGCCAUUUGGCUGGCACGGUCAGAAGAGCUGUGUCUGGUUUGGAUGAGGUGGCAGAUACCACGAUCGUUGUCGAGGUGGACAUCGAGGAUAUCCCUGAUCUGUUAGCUGGCGAUAUUGAGUUCUGCCUGGAGGAAGACGCAAAUGACACGGAAGAGGAAGACGAAACUGCUACCAUAGACGUGAUGAUCGUGAGCUCCGACGUCGAAACCAGCGCGUCCAGUCAAACUGAUCAGCUCGACGGUGUCCGAGGCGCUGCGGAUCCAAUGCACGUCCGCGGUGACACUGGCUCUGCAGACAUCCAGCCUUCAGGCGCCAGGGAUGCCGCGACAAACGCUGUCGCGCGUGCAACGGGAGCUGAUGGACCCAUUUCCGCGUGCAGACAUCGCCACACGGGGAGCAGGACCAGUGGGGCCACUGCCUCUGUGCCAGCUAUCCCUCAGUGCAGGGACUAUGAGAACACUGUAGAUGUCACGCUGCCAGUAAUGGAUGCUGCAGAUUCCAGCGCGCAGGAAGACCAGGCAUUCGUUGUACCCAAUCAACGUGGCGACCCGCCGUUUGGCUUAAAGGCGCUGGACUUUGAUCCCGCUGGGGACCUGGACAAUGAGCUCUUUGAGCAUUUUCCAACUUUACCCGGCUUCGCAGAUUUAUCGACGCCGGUCGUGUCAGAUGCUCAGAGCGUGGGAGGGGCUGCUCAGAGUGGCUCUCAAGAUUGUUUCGCCACUCAGCCGACCUCUGCCAGUACAUCGCAGGCAUAUGAGCCUUCUUUGGAGGCGCUGGUGUGGGACCCGACCUGGAUCCAGCAGGUGCCCCUGCCACCCGACUCUCUCCCGUGGCCGCCGUUUGCCGGCCAGGACUCCCACCCAGAGGACGGUCUCGGCGGACCGUCAGGACCAGCGUCCCAAUCAUGCCGUCAUCGCCGCGGUGGCUGGACGGGGCAGCGGGCCUCUUCGGCUCCGGAGGACCACGCGGGCUCGGGGCCGAGGCCGGCCGGUCGCCGCCGCUCCAGUUCCUUUAGCGUCCAGCCCCAACAGCUGCUGGCCUCCUCGCUGGAGGAGCAGAUGAACCCGGACGCGGUGGGGUUCGGAGACCCGGCCUGCCGCUGGAUUCGGCCCGCCUCCAGCCGCAGCCGCUCGUCUGGCAGCGACUCGUGAGCCACCCGCUCUGACCCGUCAGCCAUCCUGAAGCCCCUCCUAGUCCAUACCACCGUCCUCGGUAGCCGGUGGCAGGUGGAACCCGACCACGGCAGCAGAGAUCGGCCACGGCAGCGGAGCUCGGUCACGACAGCGAAACUCGGCCACGGCAGCGGGGAUCGACCACGGUAGCGGGUAUCGGCCACGGCAGCGGGAAUCGGCCACGGCAGCGGGGAUCGGCCACGGCAGCGGGUAUCGGCUACGGCAGCGGAAGUCGGCCAUGGCAGCGGUGAUCGGCCAUGGCAGCGGAGCUCGGUCACGGCAGCGGGGAUCGGCCACGGCAGCGGGGAUCGACUACGGCAGCGGAAAUCGACCACAGCAGCUUAAAUCGGCCACGGCAGCGGGGAUCAGCCACGACAGCGGAGAUCGGCCACGGCGGCAGAAAUCGGCCACGGCAGCAGGGAUCAGCCACAACAGCGGAGAUCGGUCACGGCAGCGGAGUUCGGCUCAGUGCCAUCCUCCGGCUGGUCUCAACGUUGGCUCUGUGCCAACAGAGGGCUUCUGUUGUGGAAGAAAAGUGAGGGAGGCAACGUCUCUUAUAAAUUUUGGUGUUGCACUCUAUUGACGCUUGGUAUACGUGGGGCGCACGUUGAUGUGUAAAUAGGUCCGUGCAUGCAUUAUCUGUGUACGAGUGCAUUUAUUACCUGUCUGCGAUACGACCUGUCUCCGCGUGCCGAGAGGAUGUGUGUCUAUACGUGACCUGGCUCGCCUCCAUGCUGGUCAUGCGCGGUGAUCAUGCCUGCAUCGAUCAAGUGUGAUUCAGCUCAUUGGGUUCGUCAUUGGUUCCACUUUCUGAAUGAUUGCUUUCAGCAAUAAGGUUCUGGUUAUCACCACUACGCCGCAUCAGCGCUUGGUUCGGAUUUACUGAGUUAAUUGGUACCGGCGCUGAGUCUUGCUGUUCCACUCAUUUUAAUCCUUGAUUUUUUGUGAAAGUAAUUUUUAACAUACACCAAGUGGCUUAUAAUAUGUGCACUCGAUGUCAAAAGGUCCAAUACCCGGAGGCUUUUGUGUGACGUGUGCCUCCAUUUUUAUGAUCUGCUCUGGCAGCCCAUCACCUCGAAAGCGCAUGCACUCGCGUACUUCAUACCAUUUUGAGCCAGCUUUAGUCUCGCAUUUCCAUAACACGGAGACAAUACAUGUUUCGA
Molecule: messenger RNA, 6085 nt
Organism: Pollicipes pollicipes
Lineage: Eukaryota; Metazoa; Arthropoda; Thecostraca; Pollicipedomorpha; Pollicipedidae
Exons: 2
Coding region: 2895-4901 (668 amino acids)
Source: RefSeq, a predicted model, not a curated record